This is a messenger RNA of Phanerochaete carnosa HHB-10118-sp, 1379 nucleotides long. RefSeq lists its product as uncharacterized. The transcript is spliced from 3 exons. The record is from RefSeq and is a predicted model, not a curated record. Lineage: Eukaryota; Fungi; Basidiomycota; Agaricomycetes; Polyporales; Phanerochaetaceae. The coding region runs from base 6 to 602 and encodes 198 amino acids.
UAAGCAUGUUCAGGCUAUCUCGAGCAUGGCGAGCAUGUAGCGCGAAUGUAGAGCUCUUGCGUUGCUCUGCAGCACACCGGCGGAUCGCCCGGCUUCUCUCUGGGACGACUGACAGUGCAAGAGGUCCUGAGGUGCCGUACAGGCCGUGUCAUAUACCAGAGUCGUCUCGCGUACCUUGCUCUACGUCUUGGGAUAUGUCACUUGAUCACCCUGUCAUCUUGCGAGCAAACGGCGCUGCAGAUUCGCCAGGACUCCGCGCUCGGAGAUUGAUGAGUGCUCUAGUGAGCCAUAAGGACAAGUUAGUCGAGGUUGAAUUGGACACCUACGACGACAUACCGAACCAGGAGUUCGACAAGAUUCCAAUGCCUCUCGGAAAGUAUCUAGAGUGGCUGCAAGAGACCCCGGAAGGAACCAUCGGUGGUAAGCCGCUGUACCUGGCCCAGUGGGUAGGGAGAGAGCAGGUAGAUGCUGUAGGUGCCAAGGUGCCACCUCUGCUGCAGCCCCUGCUGGAGAAUGGCAGUGUUGACCUGUACAUGGAGGCAAUAUUUCUCGGGCCCACCGGCGCGGUGGGUCCUUGUUUUGUAUCCAUGCGUGAUCAUUGACCGACCAUAGGACCUCUAGGUGACCCCGUUUCACUACGAUUCAUAUAUGAAUCUAUUCCAUCUUCAGGCCGCGUCUGAAUCUACGAAAUUCGCGAAGCACGUACUGCUCAUGCCUCCAUCCACCUCGGAUAUGUUGCGGCACGCGCAGAGAGGCAGCAGUGUCUUCAGCAAUACAUCAAAAAUGAAAGUCCGGCUGCGUCGAGAGCGGUCCUCGGCCUCUGGGAUUCCUGGCGUGCAGUUUCAUAUCGAAGUCCACCCGGACGCGCCUCUGAAUGUGGCGGAAGCCGUCACUAGGCAUGGGACGACAUGUCUAGUGCGGGAAGGGGAGACCCUGUUUAUUCCUCGGGGAUGGUGGCAUCGAGUCGAGAAUGUCUGCCUCACAGAAGAGCCACAGCCCCUUGCAGGAUGGACCGCAGGUGUAUCAUGGUGGUUUCUGCCUAGAAGCGGCAGCCCUGCGAGGCCAAAGCCCGCCUUCUGAGAAGGACCACGCGUGACUUGCCUGUUAAUCGCAUGGCAAUGCUCAUCGAUGCAUAUCUCUUCAGAUGGCUUCUGCCCCCCAUGCUGCCAGUCGCGUGUAUGGCCACACCUCCUGCGUCCUUCCCGUUCCUGAGCCGACUAGGUUCAUAGCGAGGGUUCUUUUCCCGCCGCUUGCCGGGGCUGUGUCUUGACAUGGCACAUCGUAUUGACGACAGCGUUCUGCGCACAGGGUGUGUGGGCAGUAUGGACGGCGGGGCAAGGGCGCGAGUCGCAUAAGAAGCAGUACUUGGUACAGUCAUC